CAAAGAAGCACAUGUGUGUAUUCGUUCAACAACAAUAACGCCGACACAUAAUCUCGAGCCGUACAGUGCGAAGAAAGAUGCAGCACAAAGUCCAAACGAUAGCAAGUAAUUACUCAGAAAGGAGGAGGACGGAGGAAAAGGGGGGGUAUCUCUAUUUCAACCGACGAAUCCCGCAAGCUAUGCAACCAACGGCUACCUUUGACAAAUAUUGUCAGAUCUUGGAAGAAAGAAAGAAAGAAAGAAAGAAAGAAAGAAGCCAUGUAAAUAUAUGCCCACUGAUUAUUAUCCCAUCACCCAUUCAUACACGAUAAACAGCCGUUCCCAGAGCCAUUAAACGGUGGGAAAAAAAAAACACCAAAACCCCAUGUACAUGUGAAUAUGCCUAGACGAAUGCUGUCGCAAACUAUGCCACCUUUGAAGAAACGGGUCAAAAAAAAAGAAAAGAAAAGUAUAUCCAUCCGGAUGCAAGUGGAUUCACUGCAGCUUGAGCAAAGCAACACAAGCCAAACAGCCCACGGCCAGCACGGUGCCCGAGACUUCUGGUCUCUUGAUCCACGAUCGGAGUCCUAGGCCCGGCUUGCGUAGAGAGGUAUGACGUUGCGCCCUACGCAUGACGUUUGGAUCAAUCAAGC
This is a messenger RNA of Bipolaris maydis ATCC 48331, 632 nucleotides long. Lineage: Eukaryota; Fungi; Ascomycota; Dothideomycetes; Pleosporales; Pleosporaceae. The record is from RefSeq and is a predicted model, not a curated record.